Molecule: messenger RNA, 1191 nt
Organism: Exophiala aquamarina CBS 119918
Lineage: Eukaryota; Fungi; Ascomycota; Eurotiomycetes; Chaetothyriales; Herpotrichiellaceae
Exons: 2
Coding region: 1-1191 (396 amino acids)
Biological process (GO): cytoplasmic translation
Cellular component (GO): ribosome
Molecular function (GO): structural constituent of ribosome; RNA binding
Source: RefSeq, a predicted model, not a curated record
AUGUUGCAACCAAGGUUGCCUGUACGCACCUUGUGCAGGCAAUGCAAGCUGCCGACUCCCAUUCUGCGGAGAAGCUACGCCCAAAUAAUUGAUUCAAACUCUGCACAACCCGAUCUUUCUGUCCCUCUACCCCAAGACCUUCUGAAUCCUUCCAAAGCCCAGGUUCAACUGCGUCGCUAUGUUCCCCGCACUCCUGGUAUCCGUCAUCUCGUCCGACCCAUGAACGAUCACCUAUGGAGAGGCCGCCCUGUCCACAAACUCACCUUUCCGAAAAAGGGCCAUGCCAAAGGUGGCAGGAACCACACAGGCCACGUUGUGAUGAGACAUAGAGGGGGUGGUCAUAAGAGGCGCAUUCGAACCGUCGACUUCCACAGAAAUGAAGGAGGUAAACACUUCGUCGAACGCAUCGAACACGACCCUGGCCGGAGCGCACAUAUCGCACUAGUGAAAAGUAUGGAGACAGGCAAGCAAACCUAUAUCCUUGCUGCUGAGGGCUUGAGAGCUGGCGACAUGGUGGAGAGCUUCAGAAGUGGACUUCCACAGUCCCUAAUCGACGAAAUGGGAGGACAUCUUGAUCUAGGUUUGCUGGCUUCCAAAACAGCCAACAGGGGCAAUUGCCUCAAACUCAGCAUGAUUCCGGUGGGCACACCCAUCUUCAACAUUGCGCCUACGAAAGAGGAUGGUGGCAAGAUGUGUCGGGGUGCUGGCACGCAUGGUAUCAUCAUUGGAAAAGGUGAAGACACUGUACAAAAAGAGAUGGCCAAAGUGCUCCAGGAUAGUGGCACACUUGACUGGGAAGCCCUCGCACCAGAAAUCCUCAAGAAGUUCGAGACCGCUGCCAACUAUGUGACAGUUCGACUUUCAAGCGGCGAAGUUCGCUUGAUUGAUAAAGAAGCGGUGGCAACCAUUGGAGUCGCAAGCAAUAUCAACUUCAAAUAUACAUCGCUGGGUAAAGCGGGACGAAAGAGGUGGCUAGGUAUUCGACCGACAGUGCGAGGUGUGGCCAUGAACGCCAUGGAUCAUCCGCACGGUGGUGGUCGAGGAAAGUCCAAGAACAACCGAAUUCCUUCUAGUCCUUGGGGUAUUCCAGCGAAAUCCGGCUUCAAAACUAGACCAAAGAACAAAGUCAAUCCUCUGGUCGUUACUCAACGUCCAAGAAAUCAAGGCAAACGAAGGAGAGGGUACAGUUAA